AUGGACAAGAAUUGCAACAAGGCGGAUGAGGAUUUCCUCAUGUCGAUCGUGGUGGCGCGUUCCAGAUGCCAUUCAGUUGAAUCCAAAAUUUCCGAUGGGGAAAGCCAGUCCAUGAACAAGGUAACAGUCUACACUGAUUGUGCCGCUGUACAUCUAGGCUCGUAUUUGCCAUCCCACCAUCCUCUAACUAUUCAAUUCAUCUGCGCCUGCAACUACAAAAAGGCGGAAAAGGAUUGCAAAGACAUAGAAUCGGUAUCGGAUAUUGAUACUAUUAAAGUACCUGGAUCCAAACCAGAUGAUUGUGAACCCUUUGAUUUGUCUGAGAAGAAACAAGCCACUUAUGCGGAGCCAACAACUGUGUCUAAGUCAGACGAUUAUGCCCCUGAUCUGGAAGCUGGAUGCAAUGGAAAAAUCCUCGAGGUAGCCAGGGGAACACAUAUACAGAAUAAGUGGCCGGAAGAGGUCAUGUCCGGACGAGGCAGCAGCACUCUUCAAGAAGCAUCAACUUCUCCAGUUGAUCCUCAGCCUACAGAGCUGCAUCGUACAACACCAGGAAGUCAGCUGCCUGAGACGUUGCCAGGGGCCUAUGCAGAAGCUGGUCCAGGUCUAAAUUCCAUCGAUAAUGGUUUUGGGGAAGAGGAGUCUGCAGCAGAAAUGACUUCAACUGCAACGGCAACAGAGAAUGUCAAUGGAUUGGCUGUGGCAAAUCCGGUCGAAGAAGAUGAUUUCCCUACUGCCUUGCCGCAUGGAAAUAAUGCAGCUGCAAGAAAGAGGACUGAAGAAACAAAGAAAUUCAAGACAUAUGUCUUUCUUGGGGUCACCUUCAUGAUUGCCAUCAUCCUCCUCUUCAUGGUUGCUCUUCUGACUCCAACUAGCAGCCAACCUUCAGUUCUUGAUGCAGAUCUAACAACAGAAACUGCUGAAGCAAUAGAAGUUGCCACCAGCAAUCCAUCCCAAGCACCCACAUCCAUUUCUGCUGCUACUCUUGCACUGUUCCCACUGAACAUCACUGCUAAGAUUCUGGAGGACCCAGAUUCCCCCCAGGCAAGAGCAUUUGAUUGGCUCAUGGAGGAAGGGGACAAGUUGGAGUCUCUUUCUGAGGACCGCAUUAUUCAGAAGUUUGCCCUUGCAGCGCUUUUCUUUGCUACAAAUGGCAAUACAUGGAAAACUAAUACAUCCUGGCUCAGUCACAGUGUUCAUGAAUGUGAUUGGCACAACAGCUCACAUUUUGCCAUGAUGCAUGUUUUUUCUGCUUUGUAUCCUGGAUAUCUGAGAGACUUUUUCCCAUCUGAUGAGGCACCACCAACAACCUGUAACGAUGACGGUAUCUAUCAACAUCUUUGGUUGGACAGCAGUGGGUUGGCCGGUUCACUCCCUGAUGAGCUAUAUCUUUUGACAUCGUUGAAGACCAUGUCCUUGGCAUUCAACCAGUUACAAGGAUCCAUCUCAAGUUACAUUGGACAGCUGAGCUCAUUGGAAGGCAUGGCUUAUAGUUAUGCCAAGGAUGAACUGAAGGGCAGCAUUCCAACUGAUGUUGGCAACUUUGAAAAGUUGAGAUGGUUGUUCCUUUACCUGGGUGACUUCUCUGGUACAAUCCCAACUGAGAUUGGUCAAGCAACCAAUCUGGAAUUUGUAUCCCUUCGGCACAGCCCUUUGUCUGGGACACUUCCCACAGAGUUGAUGGAGCUCUCCAAGCUUGAAGCCCUUUCGCUGUUUGAUAACUCUCUCCAGGGAAGAAUUCCUUCAGAGCUAGGUCAAAUUUCACAUCUUACAUUGCUGUCAGCCUGGGGCAACCAGCUCACUGGACCUCUCCCAAGCGAACUGGGACUCCUGACAGACCUGACUAGUAAUCUUAACCUCAUGGAGAACCGGCUGUCAGGAACCAUCCCUACAGAGCUUGGGCUGCUGUCAGGACUUGUCGAGUUAGAAUUCAGUGGCAACCAAUUCACCGGGCAGAUUCCUAGUGAAUUGGGCGAACUCAAGUCCAUUGGCCGCUUGACCUUUGCCAACAAUUCUUUCUCUGGGACUGUUCCCCAAGAAUUGACGGCUGUCAACCAAUCUCUGCAUACCAUAAGCUUGGAAGGCAAUCCUUUGCUCUCUGGAUCCAUUCCUGAAGGUGUCUGCAACACCAAUGCCACCUGCAUUGGAACCCCACUUGAUCCUUGCAGAGGCCCCUAUGGGUUGUCAUUUGACUGCUCCAGGUUGCUCUGUGGUUGCGAUUGUCCUUGUGUCUACGGCUGA
Molecule: messenger RNA, 2241 nt
Organism: Seminavis robusta
Lineage: Eukaryota; Bacillariophyta; Bacillariophyceae; Naviculales; Naviculaceae
Source: the annotation of a GenBank genome assembly